Molecule: messenger RNA, 12787 nt
Organism: Gymnogyps californianus (California condor)
Lineage: Eukaryota; Metazoa; Chordata; Aves; Accipitriformes; Cathartidae
Gene: NF1
Product: neurofibromin 1
Exons: 58
Coding region: 1-8502 (2833 amino acids)
Biological process (GO): regulation of GTPase activity
Source: RefSeq, a predicted model, not a curated record
AUGGCGGCCCACAAGCCGGUGGAGUGGGUGCAGGCCGUGGUGAACCGCUUCGAUGAGCAGCUCCCCAUAAAGGCUGGCCAGCAGAAUACCCACACCAAAGUCAGUACGGAGCACAACAAGGAAUGUCUCAUAAACAUUUCCAAGUACAAGUUUUCCCUGGUCAUCAGUGGUCUCACUAAUAUCUUAAAAAAUGUUAAUAACAUGAGAAUAUUUGGAGAAACUGCUGAAAAGAAUUUAUAUCUAUCUCAGCUGAUUAUCUUGGAUACACUGGAAAAAUGUCUGGCAGGGCAACCAAAGGAUACCAUGCGACUAGAUGAGACUAUGCUGGUAAAACAGUUGCUGCCAGAAAUCUGCCACUUCAUCCACACUUACCGUGAGGGGAACCAGCAUGCAGCUGAACUACGUAAUUCUGCCUCUGGGGUUCUUUUUUCUCUUAGCUGCAAUAACUUUAAUGCUGUGUUCAGCCGCAUUUCCACCAGAUUACAGGAACUGACUGUUUGUUCAGAAGAUAAUGCUGAUGUUCAUGAUAUUGAACUUUUACAGUACAUCAGUGUGGAUUGUUCAAAACUAAAACGACUCUUGCAAGAGACUGUAUUCAAGUUUAAAGCCCUUAAGAAAGUAGCUCAGUUAGCUGUUAUCAACAGUCUUGAAAAGGCAUUUUGGAACUGGGUGGAAAACUAUCCUGAUGAAUUCACAAAGCUGUAUCAAACACCACAGACUGAUAUGGCUGAUUGUGCAGAGAAGUUGUUUGACUUAGUGGAUGGCUUUGCUGAAAGCACAAAACGUAAAGCAGCGGUUUGGCCACUGCAAAUCAUACUCCUGGUCCUGUGUCCAGAGAUAAUCCAAGAUAUAGCAAAGGAUGUGGUAGAGGAAACUAAAAUGAACAAGAAACUGUUCCUGGACAAUCUCAGGAAAGCACUUGCAGGCCACAGUGGGAGCAGACAGCUGACUGAAAGUGCUGCUAUUGCUUGUGUUAAACUGUGCAAAGCAUCUACGUACAUCAACUGGGAAGAUAAUUCAGUCAUUUUCCUCCUAGUGCAGUCCAUGGUAGUAGAUCUUAAGAAUUUGCUGUUUAAUCCAAGCAAACCUUUUUCAAGAGGCAAUCAAAAUGCAGAUGUAGACCUUAUGAUUGACUGCUUAGUUUCCUGCUUCCGCAUAAACCCUCAUAAUAACCAACACUUUAAGAUCUGCUUGGCACAGAAUUCCCCAUCAACGUUUCAUUAUGUACUGGUAAAUUCGCUCCACCGAAUAAUCACAAAUUCUGCACUGGACUGGUGGCCCAAGAUCGAUGCUGUGUACUGCCAUUCCGUGGAGCUUCGCAGCAUGUUCAGUGAGACACUGCAUAAAGCUAUUCAAGGCUGUGGGGCACAUCCAGCAAUUCGCAUGACUCCGAGUCUUACAUUUAAGGAGAAAAUGACGAGCCUUAAAUUUAAAGAAAAACCUACUGAUUUGGAAACCAGAAGCUACAAGUUCUUGCUGUUAUCCUUAGUAAAACUGAUCCAUGCUGAUCCAAAGCUUUUGCUGUGUAAUCCAAGGAAACAAGGGCCUGAGACGCAAGGUAGCACGGCUGAAUUAAUUACAGGCCUUGUACAACUCGUUCCGCAAUCCAGCAUGCCAGAUAUAGCACAAGAAGCCAUGGAGGCCUUGCUAGUUCUUCAUCAGUUAGACAGCAUUGACUUGUGGAAUCCUGAUGCACCUAUAGAAACAUUCUGGGAAAUUAGUUCACAAAUGCUUUUUUAUAUCUGCAAGAAACUAACUAGUCAUCAGAUGCUCAGCAGUACAGAAAUCCUCAAGUGGCUGCGAGAGAUUCUCAUCUGUAGGAAUAAAUUUCUUCUAAAAAACAAACAAUCAGAUAGGAGUUCCUGCCACUUUCUCUUCCUUUAUGAUGUCUCUGGAGGUGGAACUAGUCAAAUUUCUCUUGACCAUGAAGAGAUGAUACGCUGUGCUCCAGGAGCUACCCUCAGGAAAGGGAAAGGGAAUUCUUCCAUGGAAAGUACAGCAGGAUGCAGCGGAACACCGAUUUGUCGCCAAGCCCAAACAAAAUUGGAAGUCGCCUUAUACAUGUUUUUGUGGAGCCCAGAUAUUGAGGCAGUCCUUGUUGCAAUGUCCUGUUUCCGUCACCUCUGUGAGGAAGCAGAUAUCAGAUGUGGAGUAGAUGAAGUCUCAGUGCAUAAUUUUUUGCCAAACUACAAUACUUUCAUGGAGUUUGCAUCUGUUAGCAAUAUGAUGUCAACAGGGAGAGCAGCUCUUCAGAAAAGAGUGAUGGCGUUAUUAAGACGCAUUGAACACCCAACUGCAGGCAACACAGAGGCCUGGGAGGAUACACAUGCAAAAUGGGAACAAGCUACAAAACUAAUCCUUAACUAUCCAAAGACCAAAAUGGAAGAUGGGCAGGUUACUGAAAGUCUUCAUAAGACAAUUGUUAAGAGACGAAUGUCGCAUGUUAGUGGGGGAGGCUCCAUAGACUUGUCUGACACAGAUUCUCUUCAGGAGUGGAUCAACAUGACGGGGUUCUUAUGUGCCCUUGGAGGAGUGUGCCUACAGCAUCGUAGCAAUGCAGGAUUAGCAACCUACAGUCCACCUAUGGGCCCUGUCAAUGAGCGUAAGGGCUCCAUGAUAUCUAUGGUGUCCACGGAGGGAAAUGCAGAGACUCCUGUUAGCAAAUUUAUUGAUCGAUUAUUGACUCUGAUGGUCUGUAACCAUGAGAAGGUGGGACUUCAGAUACGGACUAAUAUUAAAGAUCUGGUGGGUUUGGAGUUGAGUCCGGCACUUUAUCCAAUGCUGUUUAACAAAUUGAAGAAUACCAUCAGCAAGUUUUUUGAUUCUCAAGGACAGGUUUUGUUAACUGAGACCAACACACAGUUUGUAGAGCAAACCAUUGCUAUAAUGAAGAAUUUGCUUGACAAUCAUACAGAAGGGAGCUCAGAACAUCUUGGACAAGCUAGUAUUGAGACAAUGAUGCUAAAUCUGGUUAGGUAUGUGCGUGUGCUUGGAAAUUUGGUACAUGCAAUUCAAAUAAAAACUAAGCUAUGUCAGUUAGUAGAAGUAAUGAUGGAGAGGAGAGAUGACCUUUCGUUUUGCCAGGAAAUGAAAUUUAGGAACAAAAUGGUGGAAUAUUUGACAGACUGGGUUAUGGGAACGUCUAAUCAAGCAACAGAUGAGGAUGUAAAAUGCUUGACAAGAGAUUUGGACCAAGCGAGUAUGGAAGCAGUGGUCUCUCUUCUUGCUGGGCUUCCACUACAGCCUGAAGAAGGAGAUGGUGUUGAGUUGAUGGAAGCGAAAUCUCAGUUAUUUCUUAAAUAUUUCACACUGUUUAUGAACCUUCUAAAUGACUGUAGUGAAGUUGAAGAUGAAAGUGCACAAACAGGCGGCAGGAAACGUGGAAUGUCUCGAAGACUAGCUUCGCUACGGCACUGCACUGUUCUUGCUAUGUCAAAUUUACUCAAUGCAAAUGUGGACAGUGGUCUUAUGCACUCAAUAGGCUUGGGCUAUCAUAAAGACCUCCAAACAAGAGCUACGUUUAUGGAAGUCCUCACCAAAAUUCUGCAGCAGGGAACAGAAUUUGAUACGUUAGCAGAAACAGUGCUAGCAGAUCGGUUUGAGAGAUUGGUGGAGUUGGUUACAAUGAUGGGUGAUCAGGGGGAGCUUCCUAUUGCUAUGGCUUUAGCCAAUGUGGUGCCUUGUUCUCAGUGGGAUGAGCUAGCCCGUGUCCUGGUCACGCUCUUUGAUUCCCGGCACUUGCUCUACCAGCUACUCUGGAAUAUGUUUUCAAAGGAAGUUGAACUAGCAGAUUCCAUGCAGACACUCUUCCGAGGAAACAGCUUAGCCAGUAAAAUAAUGACUUUCUGUUUUAAGGUAUAUGGUGCUACGUAUUUGCAGAAGCUUUUGGAACCUUUAUUAAGGACUGUGAUCACAUCCUCUGAAUGGCAGCAUGUUAGCUUUGAGGUCGAUCCAACAAGGCUGGAGCCUACAGAAAGCCUUGAAGAGAACCAGCGGAGUCUCUUGCAAAUGACAGAAAAAUUUUUUCAUGCAAUCAUUAAUUCUUCUUCGGAGUUCCCACCACAACUUCGCAGUGUGUGCCAUUGUUUAUACCAGGCAACUUGCCACUCUCUACUGAAUAAAGCUACCGUAAAAGAAAAAAAGGAAAACAAAAAAUCAGUUGUUAGUCAGCGAUUUCCUCAGAACAGCAUUGGAGCAGUUGGAAGUGCGAUGUUCCUUCGGUUCAUCAAUCCUGCGAUCGUCUCCCCUUAUGAGGCAGGGAUUUUAGAUAAAAAGCCUCCACCAAGAAUUGAAAGGGGAUUGAAACUGAUGUCAAAGAUACUUCAGAGUAUUGCCAACCAUGUCCUGUUUACAAAAGAAGAACAUAUGCGGCCUUUUAAUGAUUUUGUAAAAAGCAAUUUUGAUGCAGCACGAAGGUUUUUCCUUGAUAUUGCAUCUGAUUGCCCAGCUAGUGACACUGUCAAUCACAGCCUGUCCUUCAUCAGUGAUGGCAACGUACUUGCUUUGCACCGCUUGCUGUGGAACAAUCAGGAGAAAAUUGGCCAGUACCUUUCUAGCAACAGGGACCACAAGGCUGUUGGAAGACGACCUUUUGACAAGAUGGCUACUCUUCUUGCCUAUCUGGGUCCUCCUGAGCACAAACCCGUGGCAGAUACCCAUUGGUCCAGUUUAAAUCUCACUAGUUCCAAAUUUGAAGAAUUUAUGACAAGGCAUCAGGUACAUGAAAAAGAGGAGUUCAAAGCACUGAAAACAUUAAAUAUUUUCUACCAAGCUGGGACAUCAAAAGCUGGCAAUCCUGUUUUCUACUACAUUGCUCGGCGAUUCAAGACUGGUCAGAUCAACGGAGAUUUAUUGAUAUACCACGUACUGCUAACUCUGAAGCCAUACUAUGCAAAGCCAUAUGAAAUUGUAGUGGACCUCACACACGCUGGCCCCAGUAAUCGCUUUAAAACAGACUUUCUUUCUAAAUGGUUUGUAGUUUUUCCAGGCUUUGCUUAUGAAAACGUCUCAGCAGUUUUUAUUUAUAACUGUAACUCUUGGGUCAGAGAAUACACCAAAUACCAUGAAAGGCUCUUGACAGGUUUGAAAGGAAGCAAAAGGCUUAUUUUCAUAGACUCUCCAGGGAAACUGGCAGAGCACAUCGAGCACGACCAGCAGAAACUCCCAGCAGCUACCUUGGCUUUGGAGGAGGACUUGAAAGUGUUCCACAAUGCUCUCAAACUGGCUCAUAAAGACACCAAAGUUUCUAUUAAAGUUGGGUCAACAGCUGUGCAGGUGACGUCAGCAGAACGAACAAGAGUCCUGGGACAAACAGUGUUUUUAAAUGAUAUAUACUAUGCCUCUGAAAUUGAGGAAAUAUGUCUUGUUGAUGAGAACCAGUUUACCUUAACCAUUGCCAACCAAGGCACACCACUCACCUUCAUGCAUCAGGAGUGUGAAGCCAUCGUUAGGUCCAUCAUUCAUAUACGGACACGGUGGGAGCUGUCACAACCAGACUCCAUCCCACAGCAUACUAAAAUUCGUCCUAAGGAUGUCCCUGGAACACUACUGAACAUAGCGCUGCUCAACCUGGGAAGCUCAGACCCCAGUUUGCGGUCUGCUGCCUAUAAUCUUCUAUGUGCCUUAACCUGUACCUUUAAUUUAAAGAUUGAGGGCCAGUUAUUGGAAACUUCAGGUCUGUGUAUUCCUGCCAACAACACGCUAUUUAUUGUAUCUAUUAGUAAGACUCUUGCAGCUAACGAACCACACCUUACCUUAGAGUUCUUGGAAGAGUGUAUUUCUGGAUUUAGCAAAUCUAGUAUUGAACUGAAACAUCUUUGUCUGGAGUAUAUGACUCCCUGGCUGUCCAAUCUGGUCCGAUUCUGUAAACACAAUGAUGAUGCUAAGCGCCAGCGAGUCACUGCUAUUCUUGAUAAGCUUAUAACAAUGACAAUAAAUGAAAAACAGAUGUACCCCUCCAUCCAAGCUAAGAUAUGGGGAAGUCUUGGACAGAUAACAGAUCUCCUUGAUGUAGUGCUGGACAGUUUCAUCAAAACUAGUGCCACAGGGGGCUUAGGAUCCAUAAAAGCUGAGGUUAUGGCAGACACAGCUGUAGCGCUUGCUUCUGGAAAUGUAAAAUUGGUUUCAAGCAAAGUGAUUGGAAGGAUGUGUAAAAUAAUUGACAAGACUUGUCUGUCUCCAACUCCUACACUGGAACAGCACCUGAUGUGGGAUGAUAUUGCUAUUCUAGCACGUUACAUGCUGAUGCUCUCCUUUAACAAUUCUCUGGAUGUGGCAGCACAUCUCCCCUACCUCUUUCACGUAGUUACUUUAUUGGUGGCCACUGGUCCUCUUUCUCUCCGAGCUUCCACUCAUGGUCUUGUCAUCAACAUCAUUCAUUCUCUUUGCACUUGUUCACAGCUUCACUUCAGUGAGGAGACCAAGCAAGUUUUAAGGCUGAGCUUGACUGAGUUCUCUCUGCCCAAAUUUUAUUUGCUGUUUGGAAUCAGCAAAGUGAAAUCAGCCGCAGUCAUAGCGUUCCGAUCCAGCUAUCGAGACAGGUCCUUUUCACCUGGUUCCUAUGAAAGGGAGACUUUUGCACUGACUUCGUUGGAAACUGUUACUGAAGCUUUGUUGGAGAUCAUGGAGGCUUGUAUGAGGGAUAUUCCGACGUGCAAGUGGCUGGACCAGUGGACUGAACUAGCUCAAAAGUUUGCAUUCCAAUAUAACCCAUCCCUGCAGCCAAGAGCACUUGUUGUCUUUGGCUGUAUAAGUAAACGUGUGUCUCAUGGACAAAUAAAACAAAUAAUCCGAAUUCUUAGCAAGGGACUUGAGAGCUGUUUAAAAGGCCCUGAUAAUUACAAUAGCCAAGUUCUAAUAGAAGCUACAGUUAUAGCACUCACCAAGCUGCAGCCUCUUCUUAAUAAGGACUCUCCUAUGCACAAGGCCCUCUUUUGGGUAGCUAUGGCAGUACUGCAGCUAGAUGAAGUGAACUUGUACUCGGCAGGUACAGCGCUACUUGAACAGAAUCUGCAUACCUUGGAUAGCCUUCGAGUGUUCAAUGAUAAGAGCCCAGAAGAGGUGUUCAUGGAGAUCAGGAGACCCCUCGAAUGGCACUGCAAGCAGAUGGAUCAUUUUGUUGGGCUAAAUUUCAACUCCAACUUUAACUUUGCACUAGUGGGACACCUCCUGAAAGGGUACAGGCAUCCUUCUCCUACCACUGUAGCAAGAACAGUAAGGAUUUUACAUACACUACUAGCUCUGGUUAACAAACAUAGGAACUGUGACAAGUUUGAGGUGAACACCCAGAGCGUGGCUUACCUAGCAGCUUUGCUGACAGUAUCUGAGGAAGUUCGAAGUCGCUGCAGCCUAAAACAUAGGAAGUCUCUCUUGUUGACAGACGUUGCAAUGGAAAAUGUUCCUAUGGAUACAUAUCCCAUACAUCACAGUGACACUAGUUAUAGGACACUAAAGGAAAAUCAACCAUGGUCAUCACCAAAGGGGUCAGACAGACAUCUGGCUGCCAGUUACCCGACAGUGGGACAGAUAAGCCCUCGAACACGAAAAUCCAUGAGUUUGGAUAUGGGGCAGCCUUCACAAGCGAACACUAAAAAGCUUCUAGGUACAAGGAAAAGUUUUGACCAUUUGAUAUCGGACACAAAGGCUCCUAAAAGGCAAGACAUGGAAUCUGGAAUCACAACGCCUCCCAAAAUGAGGAGAGUAGCCGAAAAUGAUUAUGAAAUGGAAACCCAGAGAAUAUCACCGCAGCAACACCCACAUCUUCGAAAAGUUUCUGUUUCUGAGUCAAAUGUCCUCCUAGAUGAAGAAGUUCUGACUGACCCAAAAAUUCAAGCACUGCUGCUUACAGUUCUUGCAACAUUAGUGAAGUACACUACUGAUGAGUUUGACCAGCGGAUUCUGUAUGAGUAUUUAGCAGAAGCCAGUGUUGUCUUCCCAAAGGUCUUUCCUGUUGUGCAUAAUUUAUUGGAUUCCAAGAUCAAUACCCUUUUAUCGCUGUGCCAGGAUCCAAAUUUGUUGAAUCCAAUUCAUGGGAUUGUUCAGAGUGUUGUCUACCAUGAAGAGUCUCCACCCCAGUACCAAACUUCUUAUCUACAGAGUUUUGGAUUUAAUGGGUUAUGGAGGUUUGCUGGCCCAUUUUCUAAGCAAACACAAAUCCCAGACUAUGCUGAGCUCAUAGUGAAGUUUCUUGAUGCCUUGAUUGACACAUAUUUGCCUGGAAUUGAUGAGGAAACCAGUGAAGAAUCUCUCCUGACACCCACAUCUCCAUAUCCUCCCGCAGUGCAGAGCCAGCUUAGCAUUACUGCUAACCUUAACCUUUCCAAUUCCAUGACCUCGCUUGCAACUUCCCAGCACUCCCCAGGGAUCGACAAGGAGAACGUGGAGCUCUCGCCCACCGCCGGACACUCCAACAGCGGGAGGAUGCGCCACGGCUCCGCAAGCCAAGUGCAAAAGCAGCGAAGUGCUGGCAGUUUCAAACGUCACAGCAUCAAAAAGAUUGUGUGAUUAUUUCUUUUUUUCCCUUUUUUUUUCUUUUUUUUUUUCUUUUGGAAACUGACUGACACCCGCGGGCCUCUCGCAAAGGGCCCUCCACCCGUUGUGAUGCUGCACUUAAUUUUUAAAGUUCCCAUGCUGUCAGCCGUGUUGCCAGAUGAUCAACUCUUGAAACAUUGCCUGAAUUUUAAUGCCUUCAUUUCUUUCCCUCUGUUUCUGAUUUAAGCCAGUGUUUCAGAACCGCUCAUACAGAUCCUGACGGACUGUGUAGCCGAAGGAGGUGUGGAGUUCUCUAACACUGCAGAGCCGUAUCUUGUCCAAAUACGAAAGCCAUUUCCCAUAGACAGUUCCACCUUGCUUCUGUUACCUGCCUUGUUUGUUUCGUCUCUAAAGGAAAGUGUUGAUCCGUAAUCCUGUUUGCACACUUUUCAAGGUAGUGGCUUUGUGAGCCGGGGGAAGUUACUGUAAUCCUGGUUUUAAUUCAAACCUGUAAGAUUUUUAGCUGUGGACUUUUUUUUACCAUACUUAAAGGAAACUUACGAUAGCCGCAGUACAAUGAGCUUAACCAGAAGUGGUUAAUUAGAUUAAAUUUCUAGUGAUUAGCAAUAAAUUUGAGAGGACAAGGAGGCUGCCCAAGUCUCUUUCAUUCCCCAGACCGUAGCUUCACAUACUUGGACUGUAUAUGGACCAGACUGGACAAACUGGCUUUUUUCCAAAGCAAAAGGGUUUUUUUUUUUUUGCUGUACUUUAACUGCACUAAAAAGGUUGUAUAGUGGAAAGAAAAUCAUCGAGAACUGACUCUUGUGCUGUCAUUGUAGCGGUGUUGAAAAUUUAUUGCUUCUUUCUUCCAUUUAGCAUUCACUUUAGUUUUGCCCUUCCCAACAAUAUGCACCUUCGAGAAAUUCCUGGCAGAAUAACCAGUGGGGUAUGGAGGGGAAAAUUUGAUGAAUUAGCUUCCAGCUCUGGGAGAUUGCGUUUGGCAAAGCUGCUUUUGUGCUGCCCAAGCAGCGGUAGAAAAACAGCAAUGUUUGCUUAAGGUACACGAAUUGAAAAAUAACUGACACUGUGUCAAAUCCAGGUUACGUUUGAAUGUUUGCAGUGCAAUUCCUGGGAUCAGUACAGACAUCUGCAGUCAAACCUGCCGUGCGGAACCUUCGAGGGGUUUUAGUUUGUGAGGGUUCGUACGUGGGGGUUCCACAAAACUGAAGCUGCUGUCACUGUGAAAGACUGGUCAGCUACAGUCGUGUCUCAGCGAUGGACGACUGUGAUAACGUGCUGCUAUGUUGAUGACGUGUAAAGGUGCGGCGCUGGGUGCUGCAGGCGCUGGGUGCUGCAGGCGCUGGGUGCUGCAGGCGCUGGGUGCUGCAGGCGCUGCCUGCACGGACUGCAAACGUGCAGGGCGUUCGAUCUCGGAGGCGAGCAGAAAUUCUGACAAAAGGGCCUGUCACCUGGGUGCUCACUGGAGGGCCACGUGUGUCUCCUGCUGAAGAACAGUUAAACUUCCCGGUUUCAGAUCCCUGUUGUACGUUAGAAAUUAACAACCUGUAAGUGGCUUUAAAGGGAAAAAACGUAUAUCCACUAUAUAAAAUAAAAUCCUCUAGUGCAAUUUUGUUAGUGGCUUUCAGUAAAUCAAACUCCACAGCUAAAUUAUUAGAGAAUGGUACAAUUAAGUGUUCAGAUUUUAUUGAUAUAGCACAUAAUUCACAUGUAUCCACACAGUAACAAUGUAACAUUUAUGUAAAUAAAAAUACCUUUAUUGUAUUGAUUCAUAAAAUAACAAUUUAAUUUCUUUAAUUUGUUUACAGUCCUGGAAAAACUAUGAACACAAACUUAAUAUGCAAAUAGUUUGCCAAAACAAGAGGAAAACUUAGAAUUAGCAGUCUCGAAAUAGACACGUUGGAAAAGACGACGACUCAUGCAAUUAACCAAACUUUUUUAUUCUUGGUCGCGUAGGAGCUGCAGUAGAAAUGUGGUUACGGAACCGAUACAGAACUAUGAAAGGGAUUGUGAGGCUAGGACUGAACGUAGGAAUAGAGCAGUGACUGGUGCCAGGCCCUGCGCUGCUGUGCGUGUGAAACGUCGGGAGUCGCCGAUGUAAAAACCGUUCUCAUCUCAUACAGCAGAUCGCUAAGAGCCACCUUCCGCAUCGCUGCCGGUUUGCACUUGCUCAUACUGAAUCAAGCUCAUUCCCGCCCUUUCCGUUUCGCUGACGACAAUGAAUUGUAGAAGCCUGAAGAUUUGUAGCUAGGAGGAAAAAAGAAUCUCCUGUAAAGGCAAUCUGCUGUUAGAAAGACGUCGUUUUCAGUUGGUUUUCCUAGGAGCAGAUUUUCUUUAAACAGAACGAGUAAUUCCAGAUGAACUACCAAAUCCGUCUUGUUUGGACUGGGUGCACUGGAGAGCAACUCUCUCAAUAGUUUGCGUUGCCUAUAUAAAAAAAAGUGUCCCUAAAUUAGAAUUAGCGCAUUCUUUGAAAUACAUAUAGUGUGAAAUCAAAGUGGACAGUGAUUAAAACUACCUUUCGUGUGAGACCUAGAACUACUCCAGGCUCUCAGUCCCAGCUGAAAAAAACGGGUGUCGUCUUAAAGUAAGACAACCAAAUUAAAUUUAUUCUAUUUCCUGGAAAGAGGGGGAGUCAUUUAAUGUUUUCACUGCGUGGUUCAGUGAGAGGACCUGAACUUUCUUAGAGCAGGGGUGUCAAACACGUUAGGUAGUGGGGGCUGAAGCUGGGAGUCGUGACAGUUGGCGGCCAAGGUUUAAUUCAGGAUCACGUGUGCCCGACACACAGGAACGUUCUCUCCCGGUACCAGCAGUUGGGAAGCUUGCGCUUAGAUCAGGGGGGAAACCACGGCCUUUCUGGAACGCUUGAACUUCUAUUAGUAAUUCGUUGUUCAGUGCCUUACUGUCACUUUCGUCACGGAGCCUGCUCCCUGUAACAGCUGCUGCUGUUACUUUGCCUUUUUGUUUUCUUUCUCACAUCCUCCUUUAUUUGUUCUCUUUUCCCGUUUGGAAUAUUCUCCAUCCUGCUCCGUUUCGUCCCCGUGAGCGCCGCUCUCCGUUCCCAGUCCGGCCUGCUUCCGUUCUCUCCUCACCCCGUUACCGCGCUUACGCUCCUAGCGAUCAGCAGGUCGUUGCUGGUGACGCUGUGGGCCUGAAACCUGACCUAAUUAGCGGGAGAGAGGUCUGGGAGCUCCGACCUGCCAGUGGCUGGGGCGGGCAGGCUGCCGGCGACCGGGCAGUCGCUGCUGCGAGGGCUGCUCGAGUCGCUCCCUGAGGGCUGGUGCUGCAGCCGUGGAGUCUGUGUACUUCGAAGUGAAAACUUAAGAUUGAGAAAAAUCCGAUUUUAACAUGCGGACCAUGUAACUACGUCCUGGGGACUGUAUGUUUGACACCCCUGUUUUAGAACAUGUUAUCCAUUACGCACUAACUACAGUUCAGUACUGUAAAGACGAUCAACAUUUUGUUUGUGUUUGUAUUUUCCCUGACUUAAAGAUAACUCGGUAGUAUUUGGAUAGUGCAUAACCUACCUGUUAAUUAUGCCAAUGUUUCUGCUUUAAUGUGCAUGAGGUUUCCAGGAACAGGAAACAUUUCCAAUAAGUAUCGUGGACUGAGCACCUGGGCGCGUUCCAGUGCUCUAUUCCUAACUGGGUUGUAGGUUUUAGGGCUUUUUCUGUUUCAUUCUAAGGUUAGUUUUUUUCAAGUGUAAUGAAGCACGUCUUAUUGUUAUGCAACAAACCUACCACAGAAAGUCACUUUUAGUGUUGGUCCCACAAUUUUUUUUUUAAUGCAGUAUAUUCACCUGUAAAUAGUUUUUGUGUAAAAUUUGACAGAAAAGUAUAUUUACUACACUGUAAAUACAUGUGACAAUAUAUUGUAUUAUUUUGCUUUUUUUGUAAAGCAGUUAGUUGCUGUAUAUGUAUAACAUACAAAUUUGAUUAUUCUAGUGUUAGUAACUGUUAACUACUACUACUCCUUCCUGCUGUUGCGUUACGUCAUUUAAAAAAAAAAAUGCUGUGUACUAUAAACUUACACUGUGUAUGAUAUCUUACUAUUUCCAUUUGGGCCUCAACUUUGAAAAUGUUUCCUUGACCCACAGUCCUGUCCGUAUUGUAAGCAAGUGUGCGACAGCUGGCAAGAGCCCUGCCGAUUCAAGCGCAGUUGGUAACUGUAGGUAAAAAUGGUAGAAACCUGGUUUCAGAUAAGUGUUGUUCACCCCAUUUUCCCCUCAUGUAUGUACUUUCCCUUUUUCUUUUCUUUUUUUUUUUUGUUUUUUUUGAAGUAAAAUGUAAAUUCAACCUGC